Messenger RNA from Paraglomus brasilianum, 888 nucleotides. The record is from the annotation of a GenBank genome assembly. NCBI's taxonomy places the organism in Eukaryota, Fungi, Glomeromycota, Glomeromycetes, Paraglomerales, Paraglomeraceae.
AUGGCAACCGACUGGGAAAGUCUGCUCUGGCAACCUUUGUAUACAGUAAAAGCCAAGACUGCAUAUCAUAGUGGACAUGGCAUGGACUUGAGUUUUGAAGAGGGUGAAAUUAUUGAUGUCUUGGGCAUCGAAAAUGAUGAUUGGUGGAAUGGUGCUGUAAUAAACUCUAACAAAUUUGGAUCAUUUCCCAAGAAAUUUGUCGAAGUGGUCUCUUCACAGAUAACAACUCCUUCUCGCAGACAAUCAACUAUGCAGAGACCAUCAUCUAAUUUGUCUCGAGAGCCGACGCACUCAAAUAAUGAUCGUUCUUCACAAGAUGAACAUCCAAAGAAGCAUGAUCGUUCUGCACAGCGUGUAAAGCCCUCUCAACAGGACCGAUCUUCGUACAUCGCUCGAACUAAUACUAAUUCCAAACCAGUAGACUUACCACAACGCCCAGUUACCCGACCAAAAGCUUCGCUGCCAUCCCGUUCCUCAUCAACGUCAACUGCGUCUAGCCUGAACUCUUCUAAACCGAAAUUAACCGAGAGUCUGAUUGAAUCCGUCCCGGAAUCCAUUACGGAUGCUUCAGACCGCGAAGACCCUCUCGCUAACUGUAAUCCUGUCUUGGAGGAGGACUUCGAAGGUUGUCUCGAUUGCUCCGUAAUUGAUUUCUCCAUCAUCGAUGACUGGGCACGCGAUGCGCCGGCAACUGAGAGUUCAUCUAUAGAUAGAUUGUCAGAGUAUCUUACUUCGGCAUGGGAUUAUGAUAUCUACAAACUAAGGUGUAUAUUUACUUGGAUUGCGCUAAAUAUUGCGUAUGACACUGCUAGUUUUUUCGCCGGUGAGUUGAAUGAAAGACAAGUAGGCGAACCAAAGUGUCUAGAAACUGAGAUAAAAAUGGUAUAA